This is a messenger RNA of Phragmites australis (common reed), 1835 nucleotides long. RefSeq lists its product as uncharacterized. Bases 194 to 1741 code for a protein of 515 amino acids. NCBI's taxonomy places the organism in Eukaryota, Viridiplantae, Streptophyta, Magnoliopsida, Poales, Poaceae. The record is from RefSeq and is a predicted model, not a curated record. The transcript has 4 exons.
GUGUGGCCGCGUACGCACGAGGCAUGAUAGCUCCCCACUCAGCUGCUCGAGCUCGACGGCAAUUUCUGAACGCCCACCUUGGCUUGUCUUGGACGCUGGAGCCCAGCGCCGUGCCAACCACCGUUUCAAUCCUCACCACGAUUGACCAUUACGUUCCGCAUCAGCUGCCGCAGUCCAGCAACCACUUUCCCCAAUGGCCGCGCGGCCGGCCGCGGCCACCUCCCUCCUCGUCUUCCUUCUCUCGUGCUCCUGCCCGGCGGCUCAGGCCAUCAGGACGCAUGGCCGUGGCUACGUCUCCGCGGUCGGGGACCCUGGCAUGCGGCGCGACGGCCUCCGCGUGGCCUGGGAAGCCUGGAACUUCUGCAACGAGGUUGGGCAGGAGGCCCCCGGGAUGGGCAGUCCCCGCGGCGCCGAUUGCUUCGAUCUCGACUCUAGCGUAGACGAGCACGGCCAGCCGGUGUACGAGGUGCUGCACAGGGUAACCGACGCCGACAACAAUCUCCGCACGGGCGACCCGUUCCCCGGAGCGCCGGCGGAUGAGACCGUCACCGACAUCGACCGGUACGCAGCGGCAAAGGAGCUCUACCUCGGCGACCGGUGCCAGGUGUCUGACGACCCGGCGCCGUGGCAGUUCUGGAUGGUCAUGCUCAAGAACGGCAACCUCGAUACCACCGCGGCCAUCUGCCCGGAGAACGGCCGCCCGGCGCGCCCGUUCCCGCAGACGUCCCGGUUUCCGUGUCCCGGAGGGGCUGGGUGCAUGAACCAGCCGCUGGUGUUCCACAACUACACCGCGCUCGACGACGGCGGCCGGUGGCUGCGCGGUGGUCUGUUCGGCACAUAUGACCUGGACGCGGCGGAUCUUGAGAGCAAUGAUGUGUCGUACUACUCGGUGACGUGGGAGAAGGAGGUUGCGGCGAGCGGCGGCAGCGGGUGGGCGUUCCACCACAAGCUGGUGACGUCGAGGAAGUACCCGUGGCUGAUGCUGUACCUGCGCUCCGACGCCACCAGAGGAUUCUCCGGCGGAUACCACUACGACACCAGAGGCAUGACCAAGAUUGUGCCGGAAUCACCGGACUUCAAGGUGCGGGUGACCCUGGAGGUGAAGCAGGGCGGCGGGCCCAACAGUCAGUUCUACCUGAUGGACAUGGGCAGCUGCUGGAAGAACGACGGUCGGCCCUGCGACGGCGACGUGGCCACCGACGUGACGCGGUACAGCGAGAUGAUCAUCAACCCGGAGACGCCGGCGUGGUGCCGCCCCACGCGGAUCGACCAGUGCCCGCCGUGGCACACGUUCCGGAACGGCACCCGCGUGCACCGCAAGGACACCGCGCGGUUCCCCUACGGCGCGUACCACGUCUACUGCUCCCCCGGGAAUGCGCGGCACGCCGAGCAGCCGACGACGUACUGCGACCCUUACAGCAACCCGCAGCCGCAGGAGAUCCUGCAGAUCGUGCCCCAUCCUGUGUGGGGCGAGUUCGGGUACCCCACGGCGAAGGGGCAGGGCUGGGUCGGCGACCCCAGGGCCUGGGAGUUGGACGUCGGGGCAAUGUCGCACGCGCUCUAUUUCUAUCAGGAUCCAGGCACGCCGCCGGCGAAGAGGCGAUGGACGUCGCUAGACGUAGGCACGGAGAUAUACGUCAGCGAGAAUGCCGAGGCAGAGUGGACGUUGAGUGGGUUCGACAUCCUUGUGCCCGACAAUUGUAUCAAGUCACAGGAAGGAACCGGCAAUAGUUGUUGGUAGCUUAGGUGAAGGGUUGUUCUCACAGAUGGCAUUCGCUUGCAAGCAACACAUAUAGCCGAUCUUAUCAAUGGGAAUAUAUCAUUUCCUUAAGCAA